This is a messenger RNA of Zerene cesonia (dogface butterfly), 4986 nucleotides long. RefSeq names its product cilia- and flagella-associated protein 43. Gene Ontology annotation, molecular function: protein binding. The coding region runs from base 1 to 4749 and encodes 1582 amino acids. The transcript is spliced from 31 exons. Lineage: Eukaryota; Metazoa; Arthropoda; Insecta; Lepidoptera; Pieridae. The record is from RefSeq and is a predicted model, not a curated record. Gene Ontology annotation, cellular component: axoneme. Gene Ontology annotation, biological process: cilium assembly.
AUGGUGGAGGAUGGUCUUGGAGACUCUGAUAGUGAAGGAAAUCUGGAAUUAAAACCCAAGCCAAGAUGGGCAAUACCACAACGCUUAGAUUUCAUGACUUUCGUUGGCCACGAAGUGUUUGCGGUGGCGCAUGAUGUUAACAUUAUAUUUUUUAAUUUCAAAACGCAAGGAGAGUUCGUUUACGUAGCAAAUAAUCAAGAGAAAGGACACAGAUCAAAUAUAUUUACGUUUGCGGAAAAAGUGAAAAAUCCACGAAUUUUCAUCCUUCAAUAUCCGUCAUUUCAUAUAUUAGCAGAACUUAAAGAUACAGACGUAAACCGCUAUAAGGGUCUUUGUAUGAUGGAGUGCGACCUGGUAGCCGGCUUCAGCGGCUUCCCCAACUACAUCCUGACCGUCUGGAGCUGGAGAACUCAUCAGCGACUCAUCAACGUACCCACGGGGGUGGUGAGACGCCAGCAGAUUUACAUGGCGAGUCGGUCCCACAUGCUCGUGUGCGAGUGUUGGGGGGAAGGGCUCACGGUGUGGGAGGUGGCGCAGUGCUACAAGCGCUGCAUGGUGCUGCGGCGCACCAAGCCCCCGACCAGCGGCUGGGAGGUCGCGGAGCCCGCGCUCGUGGGCGUCUGCUGGAGCACCGAGGGGCAGCUGUACGCUAUCGACGGCAGGGCCAAUCUGUAUAGCCUUCUCUCUGACGGCAUCGCAAUGGUCACAAACCUAGAUUGGUCCGGCGAUCUUAAAGGAUCUAGAAAACCUUGCAUGUGCACAUUUGGCCACGGAAUACUUAUCUACGGUCCUGAUAAACAUCUUCGGUAUUUGAAGAAAUCGGAAACGCACUGGCACAUUACCUGGCAGUACACGCCCAUCGACGUAGUGGAGCGGCUUGUGUCGAACGCGGCGGCGGACCUCGCCGUCAUGUGGACCGAGCGCGGGUUCGUGUUCCGCCUCGCGGGGGACGGGGACGAGAGGCUCGAUGUCAAGCUGUUUAGCUUUAAGCAAAGAAACAUCAUAAAAAUUCAGCUCAUAGCACCCGAUUACAAUCAUAUCGCUACCAUGAACAAGGAUGGCGUGCUCUGUAUUUAUGAAGUGUUUACUGCAAAGCUGGUUCUAGUAAAAUAUGUGGAAGGCAAUGAUAUAUCCUUCCAAGCGAGUCCGGUGGAUCCACUCCUCAUUAUUUUCGGGGAAGUUGGCCACAACUACGGCAUGGCGCUGUACCAAUUCCUCCCACCAGACCUUCGGAAGGUCGGCAGCGUGUGCCUGACACACCAGAUCGUAUCCAAGGUUGUGUUCUCCCCUGGUGGAAGAGAGUUGGUGGCUGCUGCUAUGUCGGCUGGCCAUAUAUUUAUUUAUAAGUUAUCCGAAGAUUACAAGCUAACCCUUGUCCGUUACACGGAACUGGGUCGUGGGUUGGCGGACUGUUUCCUCAUGCAAGUUGGAGAGGCGAUGCGGGCGUUCAGCCUGGUGCUAUUCUCUGAUAAAUAUCCUAUUGGUGAGCGCAUAAUCUGCAUAAACGCAGACUCGGGCAAGGACAAUAAAUUCGCGGGCAAGAUGGCCGGCCCGUACUCGCGCCUGCUGCCGCUCAGCGGGAAGGACAUGGCGGUAGCCAUACCGCAUUUGUCCACGAAAGCUCACGUGCUGAAACUGUCGGGGGAGAAAGGAGUAACAGUAUCCGUGAAAAUGGCGCCCAUAAUAGAAACUGGCCAUGAACUCAAGUAUUAUGAUGGAUUCUUUAACUCGGGAGCUCUUCUCACUUUUGGGUAUGAUGGGACUGUUGUGAUACGACAGGCGCAUGGACCUCAAGAAUACGAACUAAAGCUAUCGGCCACCCACCGCUACGAGAGCGGCAUACGGGAGGCGAUCAUAGACGCCCACAACACGUACAUAGCGCACCUUGCUGGUAACGGCACAGUUGUGGUGCAGUACUUGCAUGGCCUGCGAGUGGACUUGCAGACCGAGCUGCACCAUGAACCACCAGCUUUGGAUCUGUUUGAAGAGGCCCUUAAUACUAUCACUAUCAUUGGGGAGAGAGAUAAAAACUACCUAGACCUGCAAGAGGACAAGAAAGUUCGUGAAGAAGCGAUGGAUUACAAGAAACAGCGCGAGGAGGUGGUCAGGUCCUUCGAGUCGGUUCAGUCUCGAGUGGUGGCUUUAUUAGAGGAAAAUAUAGCGGAAAUACCAUUGCACCAGCUGUCAUUGUCGGAGUUCAACUUGCAUCUAGAGAAUAAGAAGGAGAGACUGAAGCAGGCAGAGAAAGAGCGAGAACAAAUCAGAUUGGACACCGAAGCGCGUAUCCGGGCUCAGGACAAAGUGACCGCGUGGAUUAAGGCCAACUGCUGGGACACUAUGCUCACUCCGCGAGUCAAAUUGUUCGCUAUAUUCAGCCAUUAUCAGGUGGAAAACUACGCAGUGCUACCAACACAGAGAGACAAUUGGCCAGAACUGCAACAGGUAGAAGCACUCAGAGGUGUGGAAAUGGAUAACGACACCGAUUUGUUUCGUCCGUGGGAGGAAUACGUGGAGAAACCCAGCGUUGAGGAUGUUUCUAUACCAGCCGGCCCCGAAUCGGUGAUAUCAAUGAAGUCCGCUCACAAGAGCAUGGAGAGUCAGAUGAUAGCUGAUGCACUAGUAUCGGAAGAGUCACUAGGAGGUUCCCCGUAUGUGCUCGCAGGGUCUAAUGCGCACCUGUUUGUGGAAAUACCCACGUUCAUGAUACCCCAGACUGUGGCGUAUAGUUUCCUCCAAAUGAACUGGUUGCAGCAUAUCGUCAAGUUGAACGUGCAAAACAUGCGGCUGUGGUUCAACAAGCAAUUCGAUGAUAUGAUGAAUCAGAAGAAACGCGAAGUUGGCCUCGUCGAAGAGAGGAACGCGAGACUGCGCUUUAUCAUAGAUGAACUGAACAAGUUAUCGGACCUUCGUGGCAGUUUCCAUCAUUUAACGAUACUAAUUCAAGAUCCUGAAUGGAGACAAGAAGAACAACCGAAUAAGUUGAUAAAAGUAGAACCAGAAGAGUGUAGCAUUGAACCAUAUAUAAGCCCAAGCCAAAUAGUGAUUCCGCCUCCAGACCCCGGACCAAAAGAUGAUUUUCGUGAGCGUGCUCUCAUAGAAAUGAUGGAUGGUGUUCUUGAAAAACUGUGGCAUGAAGAGAUCAAAAAACCUAUACCAAUGCCUCAGUGUAUGCUUGACAAAGACCCGGAACAUUUCAAUGAAGAUGACCUGCGCCUUGUUUUUGAUUAUGAAGCAAAGGUAGCGUUUAGAAAUGAGGAACGCGAAAAGUAUAGAAAGAUGUUGCACGCUGAAUACGCUAAGCUUUCACAAGUACUGAAUGAGGGCAUUGUUAAAUUUAACCAAAAGGUGAAAGAAAUGUGGUUAACGAAACUUCGAGUCGAUUCUGUUAUCGGUCAAGAAAAUCUUAACUUGAUGCGCCUGCGGAGGAUAAAUUUGGAUCGAACGGAAAUGGCUGAAAAAUUAGAGGAAAUGAGAAAUGAUAUAAGCAAGACAGAAGCAGAAUUGGAGGCUCUUCAACAAGAGUUGCACAUGAUCCAGCAAGAGAGCGAAGACUGUCAAGCCACGUACGAGAGUCUAUCGCAAAAGGACAGGCAUUUGGACAAGACUUUCAAAAAUCACUUUGCUGAUCUGUCACCCAUUAUUGUGGACCAGUGCUAUAAAUUUUUCAAGAAGCGCCCCAAGUGGCACCAGCGCGCGAGCAUGACGCCGGCCGUGCUGUACGAGCUGGCGGGCGCCGUGCUCAGCGGCGUGCGCCCGCCGCUGCUGCACGCCGACUGCUCGGACUUCUUCAAGGGUGUGGAACAACUAGAUCAAAUCAGCAACAUGCCGCCCGUCAUGGACGAAGGGCUGUGGGCCACCAUGUGCAAAUUGCGGCGCGUUAAGAUCGAGAAUGAAAUACGGAUGCGCGGCGUGUGCCAAGAGAUGGGGUACGUGGAGAGCGCGGGCGGCGCGUGGCGCGGCGCCGGGCAGGCGCGGCGCGCGCGCCUGGCGCGGCUCGCGGACGCCGUGCGCCACCACAGGGAGACCGUCGAGUUCGCCGCCAGGAACAAGACGCUGCAGGUAGUCCUGCCAGCGGGACAAGUAGAAAUAGUGACGACUGGCCACAUGGAGGAUUAUGAGGACGCCACGCUCAUCCUGCGAGAGGACAUCGAGCAAAUCAACAACCUUAUUUUGAAAGUGGGAGACUGGAAGCUGCGCAUGAUGCGAAAACAGAUGGACUUCCGCAAGGGCAUCCUGGCCAAGGAGUGGGAACACGCGCAGAUGAAGAUGAAGCUGCGCCACAUGGAGCAGGAGCUCUACUCUUACCAGAGGCUCAAGGUACCAAAAGAACUGCAACUAUAUCUGAAGAACAAGGAAUUGGGCUACACGGACGAACAGGACUACCUGCGUAUGGAGAAAGAGAUGGAAGCUUCUAAAGUUUCCGUUAACAAAGUGCUUGCACAGCUCAUCAGGAGGGUCGAAGAAUUAGAGAUAAAGAUCAACGCUUUAGAGGCGCAAGCGCAGGACUUAGAGAAACUGAUCGUCAGCUUAAACGUGAAGGUCUCGGAGAAACGACUUCACGAAGACCCGCUCGAGCCGAUCCGUAUACGACGCAUCUUUAAGAAACGUAUGGAAACACUGGUGAUGCGCAGCAAGCUAAUACGCGACGUGCAAGACAACCACACUAGCGUGGUGUUGCUGCAGACCCAGCUGGAGCUGCUGCGCCUCAAGACCUUUCCCACCCUCGCUAGCUUCAGAACCCUGGAGUAGAUGGAGAGGAUAGCUGAUACCAAAAAUAUGUUUCCUGACUUUAGGCUCCGACCUUGUAGUUAAAACUGCACAAGACUUGACAUUCAGCUCUAAUGCUGAAAUAGGUAGAAUGUAUAUUCAUUCAAAAUAUGAGUUUCCAAUUCAAAUGGACAUAUUUAUGUGGGUGGCAUGUUUUAUAUGGGUACUCUAUAAGUUUUCAAGAAAAUGUUUUCAUUUAAGAAUUGAAUAUGUUUACGU